Molecule: messenger RNA, 2230 nt
Organism: Oryza brachyantha (malo sina)
Lineage: Eukaryota; Viridiplantae; Streptophyta; Magnoliopsida; Poales; Poaceae
Product: phosphoacetylglucosamine mutase
Exons: 8
Coding region: 299-1984 (561 amino acids)
Biological process (GO): UDP-N-acetylglucosamine biosynthetic process; carbohydrate metabolic process
Molecular function (GO): phosphoacetylglucosamine mutase activity; magnesium ion binding
Source: RefSeq, a predicted model, not a curated record
ACACCGUCGCCUCCUUCUCCGACUCCGGUGCACGCCCACAGUCAGAUCUCGUCGCACGCAUCUCCGAUCGCCGUCGCCUCCUCGGCUCCUCCUCUUCCCGCCCCGAUCCGGUGUCGGGUCACCGGCCGCCGCCGCCACCACGCAGUAUCCGAGCUCCUCGGAGUGAGACAGCGACCCCUCGCGCUACUGCCUCGCCCGCGGCCGUACCCGUCUCAGGCGACGGCCUGUUCGUGUUUUCCAGGGUCUCCGGCGGCAGAGGGGGUUUGCUCAGCCGAAGCAAGUUCGGGCUCGGGAGGGCAUGGCCGAGCUUGCGGGGGCAGGGGAGCAGCGGGCCGCGCUGCUCGCGGCGGCGUCGCGCUUCCCGCUGCCCGACGGCGCGAGGUUCUCCUACGGGACGGCCGGGUUCCGCGCGGAGGGCGGCACCAUGGGCCCCGCGGUGUGCCGCGCCGGGUUGGUGGCGGCGCUGCGGUCCGUGAAGCUGGGCGGCGCCGCCGUCGGGCUGGUCAUCACGGCCUCGCACAACCCCGUCCGCGACAACGGCGUCAAGAUCGUUGACGCGGACGGCGGCAUGAUGUCGCAGGACUGGGAGCCGUUCGCCGACGCCCUCGCCAAUGCCCCCAACCCCGACGCUCUCCUCCAGAUUGUGCUUCAGUUUGCUAAAGAUGAGGAGAUUAAACUUGGUGGAUGUCACUCGGCACAAGUGCUGCUGGCAAGGGACACGAGGCCAACUGGAGAGUACCUCCUUGCUGCAGCCAUGAAGGGAGUAAAUGCGGUUAUAGGUGCGGUUGCAGUUGACAUGGGGAUUCUCACCACUCCACAGCUACAUUGGAUGGUUCGAAGUAAAAACAAAGGACUGAGAGAUUCUGAGAUGGAUUACUUUUCACAAGUUAUUGGUUCUUUCAGGUGUUUAUUGGAGUUAGUCCCCAAAGAUAAAGGAGCUGAUGUGAUUAACAAUAGACUAAUUGUUGAUGGAGCAAAUGGCAUUGGUGGGUUGAAGCUUGAAGAAAUGAAGGAAAACAUUUCUGGAUUAGACAUUCAUGUGAGGAAUUCAGGAAGAGGAGAAGGGAUACUCAAUGAGAGGUGUGGUGCAGACUUUGUUCAGAAGGAAAAAGUUGUUCCUCUUGGGUUUGUCCCUGAAGAUGCCACUUUCAGGUGUGCAAGUUUUGAUGGUGAUGCUGACCGGCUCGUUUAUUUCCGUAUUGUAUCGUCUAGUGACAGUAGGAUUGAUCUCGUUGAUGGUGACAAGAUAUUAUCACUAUUUGUGCUAUUUAUCAGAGAGCAAUUAGAUAUUAUCAAUGGAAAAGACAAUCAAGGAAAUGAAGUACUGCCUACACGUUUUGGUGUAAUUCAAACAGCUUAUGCAAAUGGUGCAUCAACAGAUUAUCUCAAGGACCUUGGCCUUGAAGUUGUAUUCACUCCAACUGGAGUGAAAUACCUUCACAAGAAGGCCCUGGAAUAUGACAUUGGCAUCUACUUUGAAGCCAAUGGACAUGGGACGGUACUAUUCUCAGACCAUUUUGUCUCACAACUGGAGUCUUUGACUAGUGAGUUUUCCUCAAAGGUUGCAGGUUCUUCACAACACCAAGCUGCUAUGAGAUUGUUGGCCACAAGUCAAUUAAUUAAUCAAGCAGUUGGAGAUGCUAUAAGUGGAAUGCUCUUGGUGGAGGCUGUUUUGCAAUACAAGGGAUGGUCGUUCCAGAAUUGGUGUGACCUGUACACUGAUCUUCCCAGUAGACAAUUGAAGGUUAAAGUUCAAGAUCGAGCUGCUAUUGUUACAACUGAUGCAGAAAGAAGAGUCUGUCAGCCUUCAGGGCUGCAAGAACUGAUAGAUGGGGAGAUAGCCAAAUACUCGCACGGGCGAUGUUUUGUGCGGCCAUCUGGUACUGAGGACGUGGUACGUGUAUACGCAGAGGCAUCUACAGAGGAAGCAGCUGAUAGCCUUGCAAAACAAGUGGCACAGCAUGUUGAGCGCAUUCUUGGAUAGUUUCUCUUCACUUUUUUCUUAAAACAUCUCUUCACUUCCCUGGAGUUUAAAUUUAAAUUUAAGCUGAAUUGCCUCACAUUUGAAGAAUAGGCCAUGUCCAUUUGUUUGUAAUGCAAUACUCCCCCCAUUUCCAGGAGCACUUGUUUAUUCGGAAAUUUCAGAUUGUACAAACCGUAUGUAGAGCCGUCAGUUACCGUACCGGAUAGAUCAUUGAUAAUGAUAUGAACAGAAUACGUUCGAGCGUCA